Sparassis crispa is the source of this 2700-nucleotide messenger RNA. RefSeq lists its product with no specific name. NCBI's taxonomy places the organism in Eukaryota, Fungi, Basidiomycota, Agaricomycetes, Polyporales, Sparassidaceae. Bases 1 to 2700 code for a protein of 899 amino acids. The transcript is spliced from 3 exons. The record is from RefSeq and is a predicted model, not a curated record.
AUGUCGGUCACAAACGGUAGGCGCACACCCGCCCUCCUAUGGGCCGCUCUUUGGGUCGCAUUUAGUCUCCUCGCCGUGGUGUCUGCACAGAACUCCUCUUCCCCCUCUUCCCAGGCAUCUUCGUCUGCGCCAUCCUCGUCGACGCCAUCCCUUUCGUUGACCACCAGCUCCGUUACUAUCACUACCACCCUUCAAUCUGGCUCACUCAGCAUCCCGUUGACCACUGUAAUCCCCACCGUUUACAAUGUCACAGUCACCCCGAACGCGACCUCAUCCACUCCCACCAACACGACUAGUAGUUCCUCAAGUACCCCCUCAGCGACACCCAUCGUUCUCGACACCAAGAUCGAUCCCGGCUUUGGCGUCCUUGGCGCACUCCUCAUAUUGACUGGCCUUCCAAGCGCCUUCCUCGGACACAAGAAUCGCUGGUCAUCCUACUUCAUCAUCGGCUUCUACACCUUCGCGCUCGUAUGUCUUGUGCUCAUCCUCCGUUUCGGUGUCAUGGAGGAAAUCAACCCUCCAUCCGAAACUCUCCGAGGUCUAUUCGUCCUUUCCUGCGGGAUCGCCGGGAUUGCUGGAGGGGGUUUUGCUAUAUUCUUCUGGAAGGUCACCAAUUACUUCGUCGGCGCAUGGGGUGGCUUCGCACUUGCCUUGUGGAUUCAAUGUUUCAGAAACGGUGGUUUGAUCUGGACCAUCGGCUACAGGUGGAUUAUGUAUAUUGCUCUCAGCGCGAUUGGUUUCAUUCUCUGCACGAUCCCUAAAAUCCACUAUCAUGUCUUACUGGUUUCCACUGCGUUUGUUGGCGCAUCGGCCUUCAUGCUAGGAGUCGACUGCUAUACCACUGCAGGACUUAAGGAGUUCUAUUUGUGGAACCUGGGCUUUCGAUCCAUAUUCACGAAAUUCACGAGUAACGGCAUCAAGUUCCCCGUAUCGCAGACGAUGGAGAUUGAGCUUGGCCUUAUGGGCGCGGUCUCUCUGAUGGGGAUGGCCGUUCAGUUCCAGGUCUUCAAAGUAUUACGGCGGAAGCUCAAAGAAAUUCAGGUGGAACAGCGACGGCGGAACGAAGAGGCAGAGGAUCGGGCCGCUCAGACGUUUGUCGACGUGGAGCGCGAGAAGGAAGCAUGGGAGCGGGAGCAUCCUACACUCGGCAAACACGGUCGCAUGGACAGCGGGUUAUCCGGUUCUCCGCUGAUAAAUGAAAAGGACUCAGCGACUCACACCCCCGACGAACGUCGGUCUUCCGGAUUCACAUUGGUCGGUAGCCCGCGGCAGCGCUAUCAGUCUGGAGUUUCAGAAUUCCUCGCUGCUCCUACUCCUAGUGAGGAACUGAACCGCUCGGCUAAUAAAGCCCUACAAAGCCCAGGAGCUUUACCGGUGCUGGAUCUUGGUAACGAUAUUGAGAGCGAUGUUCCCCAGGACUACAUAUCCAUCUUCGACGAACCGAAGGGCUCCAAAAAUGUGAAGGACACGAGGGAGAGCACCGCGGCUCAGCUGGAUGAACUGAAGCGCAAGGAAGAACUGUUGGCUGAGAUCCAAACAAUACGCAAAUCCAUUGAUGUCUUGAAGGCCGACACACCUGCGCCAUCUAGCUCUUCCGAUUCUCGUCAGCUUUCAUUGACGUCCAAGCAUACGCUUAGCCUCGACUACCUUGGUGCACCACCUCCGUCGCACCUCCGACCUCCUCGACAAGCUGAUCCCCGCGGCCGGGUGCAAUCCAUGGAAUUAUCGUCGUUGUUUCAUUCGCUAGAUCAUAGCUCCCCCGUCGACAGGCCCACUAGCGUUCCGUUGCAGGAUGAGCAUUGGAAUUCCUACAUCCGUGACCGGAAGCUGCUGCAACCACCGUCCGGCAUCACGGCUCCCAUCGCUACCACUCCAAUCUGCCCAAUUCCAAGAAUACCCGUCUCUCCGGCUGUGGCGGAAGCCUUGAUAGAACGUCAGCGACUCGAGAGCAUUGUUUCCCAUAACCCUUUGGAUCGCCCGACGCCUGAGGGAUUGCUUGGUAUACCGAGAGAGCAGUCAUCGUCGCGCAAGGACGACUCCUUGGAAGACGUUCCCUUAGUCCUGAGAGCGCAUACUCAGCACAAGAAGGCAAGCUCCCAGGGCCACAUUCCCGUCACUAUCCUUCCUCCGCAGAAGCCUGUCGCAGCCGCAAGACCAGACAGUCCUGAGAGGAUUCGUACACGAACGUUUGAGGAGCUGGCCGAGCGCCAUCGCGAGAAGAUGAGAGAGCUGCAGGAACCCCUUACACGAGCUGAGAAGGAACAGGCGGAUAUCCGGGAUGCUAAGGGCCGAUGGGAGAAGGCGAUGGCGAUGGAGAAGCAGCAGGUGGCCAAGCGACGUGCGGAGAAGGCUGCUGCACUCAACAAGGAAGUAGGGAAGCGCACCAAGGCCGCAGAGCUCGAAGUCUCCGGCCGCCAGUCGGUGACAUUGGCCGAUUCGAACAGAGUGCCUAGUCAUUCUCGCUCUCUCAGCGUAGACGUCCUCGCCAGCGUACCUGCACCUGCGUCUUCCAAGCGAAUGUCGAUGAUGAAAGUCGAAGAUUGGCAGAAACAUCAGCAAGAUCUAGAGAUGGGCCUGCGUUCCGUCGACGAUAAGGCGUCGAAGCACAAGUCUGGGGUGCCGUUCCCUGAUUUCCAAGAACGACCUACCGAUGCCAUGGAUCACCGCUGCAUUUCGGUAGCCCGGGAUCCCCCCAACUGA